GGAAAUGAACAAAAGAGGAGAGGCCAAAGACGACACCUUGGUGAAUGCCUGAGCUACAAAAAUAACUGGGGAGAAUGAAGCAGCCGAGCUUGAAGAAAUGUUCAUUAGGGUUAAGACAAAAUUCUCCCUGAUAAAAUCCAUCCCCUACUCCGUCAUCAGUGUGAUUUUGCCUAAAUCAUGGGCCUGAUCAUGUUACCUCCCUAACUCCAUAAACUCCAGAAUGAAAUACAAACUGCUAUUUUUGGCACUUGAUAGUAGUCUCUCACCCCUUCCUUCUUACUUUUCCAGGCUUCUUACACUUUACUUAUUUUCAUGUACCCUUCAGUCCGGUGUCUAGCCUUUGGGCUAGUCCAUCUCUUGUCUCCAGUUUUCUCUGGCCAUCCCUCUUGCUUGGAAUGGCCUCUUUCCUCAGCUCAGCAUGCUCAAUUCCCUGGCUCCCUCUAAGUCCCCACUGAAGCCUGGUUUUUGACAGAAAGCCUUCCCCAACCUCUCUUUAAUUCUCAUACCUUCUCUCUCCUAGCUUGUUUUGUAUAUUUUUGCUAUCUUCAUUGUGUAAAGAUUGAAAUUUAGGGGGAGACUGAGGCAGGUAGAAAUUAGUUUCUCUCUGCAAAGAGUAUUAUGUUUUUUAUGAGGUUUAUUAAGGAUUAAAGAAAGUACAGGAUAAGAAAACAUGUGUCUAGGCCUCUGGCCUAGACACCUCCCCUACAUUAUGAAAAGAGCCACCUCUGCUCCAAAACGGAAGUCCGGAAGUCCAAAAGACCCCUCAGUAGGCGGAGAACUCCUUUAAAUAAUCAUUUGUGUUCUUGCCCAGGCGAGAAUUCAGUGUGGUUACAAAGCACUCUGGGGAAGUGGAGCAAAGGAUUCUGGGGAUUGGAGUCCUGAAUCCGAGUAUUUUUACAAUUGGCUUGCUAGUCACUUGAGGGCGGGGACCAUCUUUGACUACCUCAGCUUCACACGGGGUACCACCAAGCCUCGAUCUGAUGGAUUUUAAGAUAACGAACGAAGGGGGGUGGGAGGUGGCGGGGCCGUGUUUCCCGUCGCUGCCAGGGUCAAGGGGCUGGGGUCGCACACGCAAGCGUAGCAAGACUGAGCUAAAGUAAGCACGGGGCAAGGAGGUACCAGCACCAGAUGAGGACGAAUCGAGCGUCACUGCCACCGCCACCACCACCACCACCGCUGCCUUCACCUUCACAUCAUCGGGACCAGCCAUCUCUGCCGCCUCCGUCGCAUCGCGCCCCCACCCCGCUCUGAUGGCGACUACUGAGGAUUCUCAGGAGCAUGAUUCGACCAGCGAGGGCAUGGAUGAUAGCAACCAUGAUCCCCAGUUUGAGCCCAUUGUCUCUCUGCCGGAGCAGGAGAUUAAGACGCUGGAGGAAGAUGAAGAAGAGCUCUUAAAGAUGCGAGCAAAGCUGUUGCGAUUUGCAUCUGAGAAUGACCUUCCAGAGUGGAAAGAGCGAGGGACAGGUGAUGUGAAGCUACUGAGACACAAGGAGAAAGGGACAAUUCGCCUCCUCAUGAGGCGGGACAAGACUGAAGAUCUGUGCGAAUCACUAAAUAACCCCCUGAUGGAGCGGAAGCCCAAUGCAGGCAGUGACAGGGCUUGGGUUUGGAACACACAUGCUGCCUUUGCCGAUGAAAGUCCAAAGCCAGAGCUGCUGGCCAUCCGAUUCCUGAAUGCAGAAAAUGCCCAGAAGUUUAAGGCAGAAUUCGAAGAAUGCAAGGAAGAGCUAAAAAACCAAGAAAAUAAAGUAAAAAAUGAAGAACCAAAAAUAGAACUGAAAGAAGAAUCUGUAGAACCGAAAGAAGAGAAAGCAGGAAUAGUUAAAGAGAGAAGUUCUGACCAAAUGGCUAAGAAGUUAGAGGCACUCUCAGUGAAGGAUGGUGACCCAGAGUCCAACCAAGAGAUCCAGGUGCAGAAGGCGGCGCUUGAGACCCAGGAGGCCCAAGAGGAACAGAAGCCCAAGGCCCAGGAUAAGGACACUGAGCAGCAAUACGUCAUCUCACCAUGGGCCUCACAUUCUUUCCUAAUUUUUUCCUUUUAUUUUCUUUAUUUUUGUUCAUUUUUUUUUUUACAAGGGACUUUAUAUAAAGAACUGAAUUCUAGCCUCCAGGUUGUUUUCUAAGCUUUUACCCUUUUGAAGAUGUCUUCUUCUUCAGCAGACCCAUUCCCCAGUCCAAUGUACUGCGCUCAUGCCAUUCUUUUCCAUAGUGGAAACACUUAUUUAUAGUACAUCCAAAAGAGUGAAUAAAACAUUUCAAAGCUGGAAAAAAAAA
Monodelphis domestica (gray short-tailed opossum) is the source of this 2274-nucleotide messenger RNA. Lineage: Eukaryota; Metazoa; Chordata; Mammalia; Didelphimorphia; Didelphidae. The record is from RefSeq and is a predicted model, not a curated record.